ACUCCGACUCAUACAGGAGGAGUAAAUGUGGAAGCUCAGCGAAGACUGGAGUCCCGACUGAAGCAUCAAAGAUUAAGUGCACAGGAGAGAAAGCAUCCAUACAACAGAAGUCGCGGCAGGGACAGCAGCAGACAGACGCCGAGAUUCAAAGACGAACCACAGACUCCAGUGUUCGACACAAAGGAUUCUGUGUUUAAAAGUAAUUGGGACGAUGACGAGGAUGGGGAACCUCGGAAGUCGAGCUGG
Molecule: messenger RNA, 246 nt
Organism: Ceratina calcarata
Lineage: Eukaryota; Metazoa; Arthropoda; Insecta; Hymenoptera; Apidae
Exons: 1
Source: RefSeq, a predicted model, not a curated record